Glarea lozoyensis ATCC 20868 is the source of this 309-nucleotide messenger RNA. RefSeq lists its product as uncharacterized. Bases 1 to 309 code for a protein of 102 amino acids. NCBI's taxonomy places the organism in Eukaryota, Fungi, Ascomycota, Leotiomycetes, Helotiales, Helotiaceae. The transcript has 3 exons. The record is from RefSeq and is a predicted model, not a curated record.
AUGAAUGUGGGUUGUGGGAAGGGGAAGAAAGCGUCGGUUUCUGUGUGGCGGAUGAAGAAGUCUACGAGUGUAGAUGGUGAGGGGGAGGGCGAAGUCGAGCAGUUCGUUUCUAACCAGCUCUUCCGCGACUCCGACUGCAACCUCAUCAUCUCCGCCAGUCUUACCCUCUUCCUCCGCGACUUCGCCCUCGAUGAACUAACACAUUCCCUCCCCGACAUACCCAUCGAGCUCACUUCCCAGACUUUAUCCGGUGACGCCGCCAUGUGGGUACAGGAUGCAGGGGAUGGGAAGCCGUUUGAUAUCGAAUAG